GGGUACUUUGAACCCUGAGUUUAGACCAAUGAAAGACAAGCAGGCUACCGGCAUUCUGAACUGCUGCCUCAGGAUUAUUGUUACAUUCCCAGGGUUGAGGAGAUUUAUGGAACCUGUGCAUUUGAUCUCUUUCAUCCCAGAUUGAUUGCUGCUAUAAAGAGACAGCAAUUGAAGAGAAAUGAGUGCAAGGAGGAGAGGCGGGAGGCCAAAAAGAGAAGGGGGGAAAUUAUCGAAGCCGGGUGGACGUGGACGUGGUGGUGGCGGCGGUGGUGGUGGCGGCAGUGGAGGCGGAGGUGGAAGUAAGAAAGCAGGAGUUGGUUGCUGGGAUGACGGUGAUGAUUUCAGCCUCGAAUUUGGACCUCCUCGUCCUAGCAGACCUGGGAGAGGACGAGGGAGUGGUGUCCGUGGCCGUGGUGGAGUAAAGGAUGCCGGUCGAGGAAGGGGGGGUAGAGAUCGAGAUCAAGACCGGAGCGGCAGAGGCAGUGGGAGAAGCAGAGACGAUGGGAAAAGCUUUGGCAAGGCUCUCCCGAGGUCCCUGGCGAGGACACGAACAAGCCCAAAGCUAGGGGAAAGCAUCAGGCCGGAGAUGAGCACCAUGCCCAUGCAGAGGCUCUUCAUGACUAAUGAGAACCAAGAGCAACUCAAGGAGCUUCUGCGGAAUCUGCAGACGCAGGACUUUGAUGAGCCCUAUGAUGAAUCCGAUUCAGAUUAUUCAGGAGAAGAUGAGGAAGAAUUUGAUGAGUUGGAUCACCGUGACGAAGGCCAGUUCUGGGCCACUACCGAUGAGCCAGUGGAGAAGGCAGAGAGCCCAGCAUAUGACACAGAGUCUGAUGAUGAACGGCCCACCCCGGAAGCUGUCAUCUCCUUAUUUGCAAUAGGAAAACUUUGCAGGUAUGGGUUUGACAGGGAGCGCGGCAAAAAAGCCCUGCAGUCUGGUGGAGGGGAAUUCGGCAGCACUUUAGAACAGCUACUCUGCCAGAUUUUCAUUGAGCGCUACGGCCAGAAAGCAGUGUCCCCGGAUGGCCUUGAAGUGGUGCCGAUGGACGAGUGUCUGAGCCAGAGGCAGGAGGAAGCUCUGGCACUGACUGCCAUCUAUGGUGAGCGCUUCAACGAGCGCAUAGCCAAUGUGGUCUGGACAGUAACCCUGGACGUCUCGUUCCUCGCAGACAGCGCUGCCAAGAACGGUAGACACGUCGGGAGUCGAGGUGGGGGUGCCGUUAGCAUCCGAGACGUCUGCCGGUUCUUCUUGAAAGGGCAAGGCUGCCGGUUCGGGGACAAGUGCAAGUUUAAGCACCAGCUCCCGACUAAAGGGAGAUCUAGGGAUGGAUCCCCAGACUGGGAUGGCCCGAGCCGGCCAGGCUUCAGCAGCUCCUCUCCUCCCGAGUAUGAACUAGAGGUCCGAUUCCCCAGGGGGAACCGUUACCCAUUUCAGGCCCCGAUAGUGGCUUUUAGCACCACGGACGAGUCUUUCGGGGCUGCAGGGAGGCUCAGUGUGACUGAAAGAUUGUUCGGAGAAGCCUUGGCCGCGGCGAAGAGCAACGAGCCUGUUGUUUACACUCUGAUCACUUUGUGUGAGGAUGAGACCAUCAUGAGGGAACUGCUGGCUGUCAGUCAUCACAAAUACAGCACGCCACCGCCUGUUAUGGCGCCUCCUCCGCCAGAGCCUACCGUGGCAAAGAGUAAGAGCGCAAGGAACAAUGCUCCUCAAGAAAGCCGAAGUAGUAGUAACAAUAAUAGUAAUCCUAGAAGCAACAGAAGGAUUGAUCUACUGGCCAACUGGAGAUCAAUAGACAUCAAAGAGACCGGAGAGACGGAGGAGCCGGAUGAGAGGGAUGAGGAGGACGAGGCUAUUCCAGUCGAGACUGAGAGUUAUGUCAAUCUGAGGAAGAAGAUAGUGAAUAAGCACAACCUGAAGACUGACAACGUACUGAAGGAAAAUGGCAAGCUGUGCCGAGAGUUCAAGAUGAAACCGUCAUCCGGGCGUUUCAGGUCCAUGUUGGAGCAGAGGAAGAAACUGCCGGCAUGGCAAGAAAAAGAAAACAUCCUCGACCUGUUAGACCAGUGCCAGGUGCUGGUCAUCAGUGGGAUGACAGGGUGUGGUAAGACUACCCAGAUUCCUCAGUUCAUUCUGGACGCCUCAUUGGGUGGACCAGCGGACCAGGUGGUCAACAUCAUCUGUACUCAGCCACGCCGCAUCUCCGCCAUCUCUGUGGCCCAGAGAGUGGCACAGGAGCGCGCAGAGCGUCUCGGCAACUCCGUGGGCUACCAGAUCCGCCUGGAGACAGUUCGGACGUCUGCCACCAGGCUGCUGUACUGCACCACGGGCGUGUUGCUGAGGAGACUCGAGAGCGAGGCUGACCUCACGGGCAUAUCGCACGUCAUCGUGGAUGAGGUGCACGAGCGAACGGAGGAGAGUGACUUUCUGCUGUUGGUAUUGAAAGACCUGAUAUUGCAGAGGCCAGACAUGAAGAUCAUUCUGAUGAGUGCCACACUCAAUGCCAACCUAUUCUCUGAGUACUUUUACAACUGUCCCACCAUCCAUAUACCAGGUCGUACCUUUCCCGUGGACCAGUUUUUUCUUGAAGAUGCCAUCGCUAAAGCCCGCUAUGUCAUCGAGGACGGCAGCCCUUAUAUGCGCUCAGGGAAACAGAACUCUUCUUUCACAAGUGGACGAGGAGGCAAAGCAGACCAUAGGGAUGUGGUGGACGACUUGGGUGAUGACAUGUGGAACUUUAUGUCUCUCUGUAAGAAAGACUUUGUGAAAGACUCCAUACCAGACCAGCAGCUCAGCCUGCAGGAGCUCACGGUCCGAUUCAAAGACACCAAGAAGUCUGUGUUGAAGACUAUUAGUGCAAUGGACCUUGACAAGAUCAACAUGGACCUGGUGGAGAGCCUGCUGGAGUGGAUCGUAGACGGGAACCACAACUACCCUCCGGGUGCGGUGCUUGUGUUUAUGCCGGGCCUGGCUGAGAUCAAGAUGCUCUACGAGCAGCUCUCCUCCAACAGAAUGUUCAACAACAGGGGUGCAACCAGGUGUGAGGUGUACCCACUCCAUUCAACCUUGUCCAAUGAGGAGCAGCAGGCUGUGUUCAGCCGCCCCCCCGAAGGUGUCACAAAGAUUAUCAUCUCCACCAACAUUGCAGAAACCUCCGUAACCAUUGACGACGUGGUAUAUGUCAUUGACUCCGGCAAGAUGAAGGAGAAAAGGUACGAUGCCACUAAAAGCAUGGAGAGCCUGGAGGACUCGUGGGUUUCCCGGGCCAACGCUCUGCAGAGGAGGGGUCGAGCAGGUCGCGUGGCCUCGGGGGUCUGCUUCCACCUCUUCACCAGCCACUGCUUCCAACACCAGCUGGCUGAGCAACAACUGCCUGAGAUCCAGAGAGUCCCUCUAGAGCAGCUCUGCCUGCGGAUCAAGAUCCUGGACUUGUUUGCUGAGCGGACGCUUGAGUCUGUCUUCUCUCGGCUCAUCGAACCUCCGACGAUGGAGAGCUUGGACGCAGCAAAGCAGCGCCUGCGGGACCUCGGAGCUCUAACUGCAGAUGAGAAACUGACCCCGCUGGGCUACCACCUGGCCUGUCUGCCCGUCGACGUGCGCAUCGGGAAGCUCAUGCUGUUUGGCGCCAUCUUUCGCUGCCUCGACCCAGCACUCACCAUCGCAGCCAGUCUGGCCUUCAAAUCACCAUUUGUGUCUCCAUGGGAUAAGCGGGACGAAGCCAAUGAGAAGAAACUUGUCUUUGCCUUGGCCGGCAGUGACCAUCUAGCUUUGUUACAGGCAUACAAGGGAUGGUGCAGCGCUGCAAAGAACGGCCGGCAGGCCGGCUUCCUCUACUGCAGGGAGAACUUUCUGUCUUCGAGGGGAUUACAAGAGAUCGCAAGUCUGAAGAGGCAGUUUGCAGAGUUGCUGUCUGACAUUGGCUUCAUCAAGGAGGGACUGAGGGCCAGGGUCAUGGAGCGCAUGUCCUCUAAAGGAACCGACGGCGUCCUAGAGGCCACCGGCCCCGAGGCGAAUUUGAACUCUGACAACAUCCGGCUUAUGUCCGCCAUGCUUUGUGCUGCCCUCUAUCCAAAUGUGGUCCAGGUACGUUCUCCGCAGGGGAAUUACAAGAUGACGAGCAAAGGAGCGAUGAAGAUGCAGCCCAAAGCCAACGAGCUCCGUUUCAUGACCAAGGAUGACGGCCCCGUCCAUGUGCACCCGUCGUCUGUCAACUACACAGUACGCCACUUCGACAGCCCCUACCUGGUGUACCACGAGAAGGUGAAAACGAGCCGCAUCUUCAUCAGGGACUGCAGCAUGGUCUCCGUCUACCCGCUGGUGCUGUUCGGAGGCGGACAAGUCAACGUGGAGCUCCAGAAGGGAGAGUUUGUCGUCUCCCUCGACGAUGGCUGGAUCCGAUUCGCUGCCUCUUCUCAUCAGGUGGCCGAGCUGGUGAAGGAGCUGCGCUGGGAGUUGGACCAGCUGCUGGAAGAUAAAAUCCGGAGCCCGAGCAUGGACCUGUGCACCUGCCCCCGCGGUUCCCGCAUCAUCCACAUGAUAGUCCACCUUGUCUCGACACAGUAGCUUUGUCUACUGGACGCCCUUUUCAACUUUUUUUUUUUUUUUUUUUUUUU
Messenger RNA from Pungitius pungitius (ninespine stickleback), 4608 nucleotides. It is a transcript of the gene dhx57, whose product is annotated as DEAH (Asp-Glu-Ala-Asp/His) box polypeptide 57. The transcript is spliced from 25 exons. The record is from RefSeq and is a predicted model, not a curated record. Gene Ontology annotation, cellular component: intracellular anatomical structure. NCBI's taxonomy places the organism in Eukaryota, Metazoa, Chordata, Actinopteri, Perciformes, Gasterosteidae. Bases 179 to 4558 code for a protein of 1459 amino acids. Gene Ontology annotation, molecular function: metal ion binding; RNA binding; protein binding.